GCCCGCGGAAACACGCUCAGUGACACCGGCUCCGUCGACAUGGGCGCGACUAGAGAAUAUUUUAAGGAUCAAUUUAGUGUGAAUAAACUCACUUUGGAUCAUGGGAAUGCUUCGGAGUUCUACGUGGGCUGGUGGCAGACUGGCCAGUCGGCGGUGCACCUGCUGUGCCUCAGGCUGAUUCUGUUCCUGGGAUGCAUCGGCAUCUUCACCACAUCCUUGGUCAUGACGUCAGAGGCAUUCAGCCUGAACUACUGGGCGAUCUACAUGACGCACUGGGGAGUGUUCAUGAUCAUGGUGACCAGUGGGCUGGCCUUCAUGGUGUCACUAAUUGCCUGCAUCAACGGAGAUAUAGAUGCUGAUUUCGGUUUGCCAUGGUACGUGAGGGUCUACUGGGCUUCCCUCGUCAUUACGGUGCCCGUGGCCUACUUCAUCACAAUAUUCUACUACUCUUUCUUGACAGCUUUGGGCAAGUUUUUGUUUAAGAAUUACACCUUUAACUUUAGCUCCUACAGUAAACUUGUAGUAACUUUUCUCUGACUCUUAAUUUGUCUU
Molecule: messenger RNA, 552 nt
Organism: Ostrinia nubilalis (European corn borer)
Lineage: Eukaryota; Metazoa; Arthropoda; Insecta; Lepidoptera; Crambidae
Exons: 2
Coding region: 40-537 (165 amino acids)
Source: RefSeq, a predicted model, not a curated record